GACAUGAGGUAUUCAGCUUAUCAAUCAUACAACUGGUAUGUAUAAAAUCAAGAUUCUUUUUCUUAAUGUAAUACAUCAUGAACCAUCACAAAAUUCUAAUGUCAACAUGCACCAUAUGCACUCUUACAACCAAUAACAUACAGUUUCAAAUUUAUGUAUCAAACACAUUCAUAAAAUUUAAAUAUUUAUGUCAACAAUUAACAAGCAAAAUGUCAACAAUCAACAAUAUGAAUCUUGCAGAAACAACAGAUCACAAGAGACUCAUAUCAAGAAGAAACAGGGAUACACAAACAGAGGGAGAAAAGAUGCUGCAAAAGAGAGGAAUUGCUACUGGCGCGAGAAGGACUCCUAGGUCUUGGUCGUUGGCGCGCUGGCUGGUAUACAACCGACUUCACAGCUGGCGGGGGAGGGGACUUCCUUCUGCGCACAGUCUGGGGCCUCUCACCUUCUUCAGGACCAAGGUGGAUGUGUCGAGAGGCAGGGUCAUCCAACUUAUCCCUGAGCAGCCGCUGCAGAUCAACGAUGGCAGACGUGUUGUUCCUGAGGGCUCGCUCCUGCCUCUCGACAAUCUCCUUCAGCCUGGAGACUUCGUUUUUGUAGGGGGAGGUGUUGGUCCCUAUGUCUCGGGUACGAGGAGGUGACUCAGUGUCAAAUUCGCUGGUAUCCUCAAAGACAAGAAACUCUGUAAGAAUGUCAACGUCCUCCUUGCUGGGCACAACAGGUAUACUAGAAGAGGUGACGGGCAGAUCAAGAAGACUAGCAGGUACUUCAACAGCAGGUACAUCAGCUGCAGGCACACUAGGACCAGCAGGUACAUCAGCUGCAGGCACAUCAGUGGCAGGCACACCAGGGAGACGAGCAGGUACAUCAGUGGGAGUCACGACUGGAGCCACACAGACUGGUUAUCGGCAGGAGCUCCACUGGGAGGGAAAGAUGAAGGAAGGAUGGUGUGCAAAGCAACAGGGGCUGGUGGUCGAACCUGUGCCAAGGUGUUGACUCGACGCUUCCUCUCCCAGUGGGUGGCAGAGUCCUCAAGAGUCAGCUGACGGAUCAUGCUGAAGACGACCUUGCUCUCCUCCCUGAUGUCAGCAGAUGUUGAAAGGGGAACAGCGGAAGAUCCCUUCAAAGCUGAGUGAAGUGAGUACCAUUGAGGAUGCUUCUUGAAAUUGUUAUAGUCAUAAUGGCUGUAUCCACAUACAGGGCAUCUGUAAGGCUAUUCAUCAAAAGUAAGGUGUUUAGAAUACAUAUGUCGCAACAGGUAGUGGCGCUCUCCUCUAAAGUUGCACAAGCAACACUCCCACACUCUCCCUCUCUUUCCGGCCGAAACAAUCUCUGACAUCUUGGAAAUCUGUAAAAAAAAAUAACUGCACAAUAUAAGUACAGUAAUACUGAAUGUAAAACAUGUAAACUUUCAUGUAAAACAUUUUUUAAACAUGUAUAAUCAUCAUACAUGUACAAUAACAUCAUCAAUAAUAUCCACCCUUCCAUCCCCAUUUUUGUAAAGUAGUAACAUUGGUCAUGAUUUGUUGUCUAACUCACUAUGACACAUAUAUUUUGAAAGGAUAACAAAUCCUUUAAUUCUUUUAAAAACUUUAUUCAUACAGUAUGCAUCAUAACUAUAACUUGACAGUAUUAUUUUACUGUAGACGUGUUUUGUUUUUCAAUUUCUCUGAC
Saccostrea cuccullata (small rock oyster) is the source of this 1674-nucleotide messenger RNA. RefSeq lists its product as uncharacterized. The coding region runs from base 78 to 641 and encodes 187 amino acids. Lineage: Eukaryota; Metazoa; Mollusca; Bivalvia; Ostreida; Ostreidae. The transcript has 2 exons. The record is from RefSeq and is a predicted model, not a curated record.